GCUUCAACCGCCCCUGUCGAUGUUGUUCAGAUGGACUACUCAACGGAUUUCCCUAAGCUACCCGAGGCCUCUUCUGUUUCUGCUAGACCCUUAGGAGCUUGGUCUAGGCCUGCUGUGGGAACCAAGACAAUUGUACAUGUGAGGAUUUCCUUCGUCUUAGCCGCUAGUGAACGUGCUAAUAAAGUGAAGAGCUUUGGUGGAAAUACCAGUGAAGAACAUAAGAAAUGCCAGGCCGUAGCUGCUGCAACCGACACGCGGAUCGAACUUAGUGAAUCGAAAGAUGGCACGUUGACAGUGGUCAUCAAAGGUCUUCGCAACAAGGUGGAAGAGGCACGAACACGUCUCAUACGAGAUUUGCAAACUCAAUGUUCACGCGAUCUUGACAUUCCUAAGGAUCACCAUCGGAAAUUAAUAGGGAAAGAAGGUGCAGCUCUUCGUCAACUAGAAGCCGAUACUAACUGCCGUAUAACGAUUCCUAGUAGGGAUACACCUUCGCAAACGAUCAAAAUUGUUGGGCCUCGUGAGGGUAUCGAGAAAGCAGUCGCUUACAUUCGAUCUGUUUCGGACAGAGAGUCAAAGCUGGCAACGGAAGAAAUCAUUUGUCCGCGCAUUUUCUUCCCUUUCGUUCGCGGUCCGUUCAAUGAGACAUGCGACAAACUCACUCAGGAGACUGGUGCCAAGAUUAACAUUCCUCCCAAUCAAGCUAACAAUGAGGUUAUUAUUAUCAAUGGAGAAAAAGAUGGUGUUCACAAAGCAGCUGCAGUUAUCCGCGGCAUCAUUGCAAAUAAGGUAUUCUCAGUAACGUGCACCGUCGCACGAGCCCAACACCGUUAUAUAAUUGGGCAGCAACGAUCAGGUCUCCACACUAUUCUCAAGGAAACCGGAGUUUCUGUUGAGGUUCCAAAUGAAGAUGAAAACUCUGAUACUAUCACUCUGCGUGGAGAUCCUAACAAACUUGGUGAAGCACUCGCUCUUGUCUAUCAGCGAGCUAGUUCGGUGAUCACGCAACAACUCGACGCUCCUGCCUGGUUGCACAAACAUCUUAUUGGGCCUAGAGGAACAACAUUGCAGCAGCUCGUACCAAAUCGAAACAAGGUGCAAAUUGACUUCGAAGACACUGGUCGCAUUUUCUUGGAAGGUGCUCCAGAAGAGGUUAAGACUGCUCUCAGUGUAUUGUCGUCUGAAGUCUCUCGCCUUUUGAAGGAAAUGGCAAUCGAAAAAGUGAAAGUGCAUCCAAGCUUGCAUAGGCACGUCAUAGGGCGUGGUGGAUCGCUGAUUUCCAAAAUCAAGGAUGAGACCGGUGUGCAGAUUUCUAUUCCUAAUGAACAAACGAACUCGGACGAAAUCGUGGUAGAGGGCAAGAAAGAUGGUGUCAAAAAGGCUGUUGAAGAGAUUCGUAGCGUUGUCUCGAAAAUAGAGAACGAAAAGUCGAGAGAUAUUAUUGUUGAACAGCGUUUACACAAGCUAAUCAUUGGAACAAAAGGCGAGAACAUUGCGAAAAUUCGUGAAGCACAUCCCAAUGUGCUUUCCUUCCCUGACAUGAACAAAAGGUCCGAUGUCAUCAACAUUCGUGGAGACAAAACCGAAGUUGAUAAAGUUUACAAACAGCUUCAACACAUGGCUAAAGACUUGGCAGAAAGUAAUUACCAACAGACAGUCCCGAUCUUCAAGGAAUUUCACAAGCAUAUCAUUGGCAAGGGUGGUGCUACUAUCAAGAAAAUACGUGAAGAGACUCGAACGCGUAUUGACCUGCCAGAAAGCAAUUCUGGUGAAGACCGCAUCUGCGUCACUGGAAAGAAGAGGAAUGUGGAAAAUGCCAUCGAGCAACUGAACAAAAUUCAGAACGAGCAUGCAAACGUAGAAGUUGUGGAAAUCAACAUUCCCGUGAAAGUGCAGGCUCGACUUCUCGGUAACGGACGUCAUUUAAUCUCGAACAUCGAGGAAGAGUGUGGAGGUGUCCAUAUAAAGUUUCCGGUGGAAAAAAGCGAUAGCACUAAAGUAACGAUUCGUGGUCCUAAAGCCGAUGUGCAGAGAGCUCAAAAGUUGCUUACGGACCUUGCCAAAGACAAGGAGAUUAACUUGUAUGAAGAUACCGUUGUUGCUAAGCCUGAGUUCCACCGAUUCUUAAUAGGAAAGGGUGGUUCAAAAAUCAACAAAAUUCGCGAAAGUUUUGACGUACGUGUGAUGUUCCCGAAAGAUACUGAUGAAGACAAGGAGACGAUUCACUUGUUGGGUAAAAAGGAAGACGUGUUGAAGGUUAAGAAAGAACUUGAAAACAACGUCAAACAGCUGAAUGAAACCGUCGAGAUCACGAUAAAAGUUGAUGUUAAGCAUCAUAAGCACUUUUUAGUGCGAGGUGCAUCAGUUUUGCAUGAAAUUCAAGAACAGAAUGGUGGAGUAGCAAUCUCCUUCCCAAAAAUCGGGUCAGAAUCAACUACUGUACAUAUAAAAGGUUCUAAACAAUGUGUUGAGUCAGCGAAAGCACGUAUCGAGGAGAUUGUUGAUGAUAUGGAAAGACAAGUGACCGUGAAAGUCGAAAUUCCAUCUCAAUUCCGUCGUGCUCUCUUGGGCAAUCGUGGUCAGAAGAUCCAUGAUCUUCAAUCUAAGCACGACGUGUUGAUCCGAUUCCCUGAACGCAGACAAGAAGCUGCUGAGGAAAAUGAUGGUCAAGAUUUUGUGACUAUAUCCGGUCGCGAUACAAAAUGCGAAGAAGCAAAGGCUGAGCUUCUGUCUAUGGUUCCGAUAUCUCAAGUGAUCAACGUACCUCUUGAUAUGCAUGGCACUUUGAUUGGACGAGGUGGUGAAACGGUGCGAAAGAUCAUGCAAGACUUCGACGUGUAUGUAUUGAUUCCAAAGAAUAAUGAAAGCGAAGAGAUCACAGUUACUGGGCAAGCACAGAAUGUUGAGAAAGCCCUCGAGAAGAUUCGCGAAAUGAUAUCCACGUUCGAGGCUCAGGCAAAAGACAGAAAACUGCGCUCCUUCCAACUGGUCAUUGACGUUCCUGCGGAAUACCAUCAACGAGUUAUUGGACCAAGAGGUGUUACCGUCAACGCACUUAAGAACAAACAUGACGUUCAAAUCAGUCUACCUCGUGCAGAUGAGAGAUCAGACCAGAUCACUAUUCAAGGAUAUGAAGCAGCAGCUCGGGCAUGUGCAGCGGAAAUCGACGAAAUAGUUGAAGAACAACGCUCAAUGUUUACUCAGGAGAUAACAGUAAAUAAGGGAUUCCUUCCUCGGUUGAUUGGCCAACGUGGAAGGAAUCUUAGAAAGCUCAUGGACGAUUAUGGAGUAGAAAUUCGUUUUCCACGUGACGUUUCUGAUUCAAAUAUUGUCAUUGUUGCCGGGAAAAGCGAAGACGCUGUCUAUGACUGCAUUGAUCAUAUAAGAGCUGACGAGGAGGAUUUUCAGGGUGACUAUGUCGAUAUGGUUCGUAUACAUUUGAAUAAACCCAUUCAAAUGAAUAAUGCGCCUUGGCAGCUGGAUAUCUCCAGUGCUGAACAUUUUCCUGAUAUGGGUUCUGCUACUCCAUCACAUGCAGUCGGUGGUGCUUGGGGCGGCGCGCGUCGUUGGUAA
Angiostrongylus costaricensis is the source of this 3573-nucleotide messenger RNA. NCBI's taxonomy places the organism in Eukaryota, Metazoa, Nematoda, Chromadorea, Rhabditida, Metastrongylidae. The record is from the annotation of a GenBank genome assembly.